CACCUUUCCAGACUAGUUAUCGCUUCGCGAGGAGACAAACCAGAGUUCGAUCUCCCGCCCAACACCACCUACAAACAAGUCGACUUCAAGAAAAAUUACGACGAUAUUAAAGAUAUUGGCUCGUUCGAUCUUAUCAUUGUGAACGAAGUGACACAUGAAAUUAGCGACCUGGCGAUAUUUUUCAAGAAUUUAAAACUUCUGCUUAAAGACAAUGCUCCUCUUGUGGUCAUCUCUAGACCGAAAAACCCACCACUUCCCAUCCCUGAGUGCUGCCUGCUAUUGUGGAGAAAACUUGCUCCAACAAGGGAAGAGAUUGUAGCGGCUGCUAAAGCGGCUGAGAUGAAUCACACCUGCUUUUCGGCGGCUGUUCCUGUUUCAGUCGAUCGGUUCGACUGGGAAAAAAUACUAUAUUCAGGCUGCUUCCCUGCCGUCAAAAAUACUGUGAAGUGCACCGAAAAGGAAAUAAAGGAUUACUGUAACAAUCUUUCGAAGACGCUGAAGUUCGAGGAGAAGAUGAAUAUUUUUUUACUGAGGAAGGAGGAUGUAUAG
Molecule: messenger RNA, 549 nt
Organism: Ostertagia ostertagi
Lineage: Eukaryota; Metazoa; Nematoda; Chromadorea; Rhabditida; Trichostrongylidae
Source: the annotation of a GenBank genome assembly